Acanthoscelides obtectus is the source of this 1196-nucleotide messenger RNA. NCBI's taxonomy places the organism in Eukaryota, Metazoa, Arthropoda, Insecta, Coleoptera, Chrysomelidae. The record is from the annotation of a GenBank genome assembly.
AUGCAGAUUCGACGAGUAUGUCAAUUCCAUAAGGAAAAGAUAGUUGGGAAAUUUUGUCAAGAAUCGCGAAUUUCGCUUCAGAUGGUUCCACUAUUGUUCUUUGGGCCUAAACGUCAAAAAUUGACCGUGGCAAAAAAUUCUGCAAUCCUGGGAAAAUUUACUCACAGCAAGCUAGUAUGUCAAUUCCAUAAGGAAAAGAUAGUUGGGAAAUUUUGUCAAGAAUCGCGAAUUUCGCUUCAGAUGGUUCCACUAUUGUUCUUUGGGCCUAAACGUCAAAAAUUGACCGUGGCAAAAAAUUCUGCAAUCCUGGGAAAAUUUACUCACAGCAAGCUAGGAAAAGAUAGUUGAGAAAUUUUGUCAAAAAUCGCGAAUUUAAUCAGAUGAAAAAGAAAAUCCAAAAUAGUGAAGGAAUUAUUUUUAGAACACGAUUCCACUAUUGUUCUUUGGGCCUAAACGUCAAAAAUUCAGCAAUCCUGAGAAAAUUUACUCACAGCAAGCUAGGUUAGUUUACCAUUGUCACCAUGAUAAGUAAUCAUUCAGCAAGUUGUCAAAUCUGACGUAUCUUCCUAUAGGAAAAUAUUUCAAUGCAUAUUCGACGAGUAUGUCAAUUCCAUAAGGAAAAGAUAGUUGAGAAAUUUUGUCAAGAAUCGCGAAUUUCAUCAGAUGUAAAAGAAGAUCCAAAAUAGUGAAGGAAGUAUUUUUAGAAAAGGACUCCACUAUUGUUCUUUGGGCCUCAACGUCAAAAAUUGACCGUGGCACAAAAUUCUGCAAUCCUGAGAAAAUUUACUCAUAGCAAACUAGGUUAGUUCACCAGUGUCACCAUGAUAAGUAAUCAUUCAGCAAGUUGUCAAAUCUGACCUAUCUUCCUAUAGGAAAAUAUCUCAAUGCAUAUUCGACGAGUAUGUCAAUUCCAUAAGGUAAAGAUAAUCGGGAGAUUUUGUCAAGAAUCGCGAAUUUUUUAUCAGAUGUAAAAGAAGAUCCAAAAUAGUGAAGGAAGUAUUUUUAGAAAAUGAUGAUACCGUUGUUGUUUGGGCUGGAACGCCAAAAAUUGAUCCUUGGGACGCAAUUCUCCAAUCCUGAGAAAAUGUUCUCAUGAAAUCGCGAAUUUGGUAUCAGAUAAAAAAUGUUUUGAUGAUGAUUUAUGUUGACUUUUUUUAUGUAAUAAAUGAGUGAUAUUCACUUUGCUCGGAUCUCCC